GCUGGGAGCUGUAGAGCGAGCGUCGUUGCGGUUGGUCGCGGAGGCGUCUGAGCCGCCCCGUCAGUCAGACACCGAGCUAUGGGCCGGACACCGGGGUUCCUGCUCGCCACGGCCUGCUUGGCCCUGCUGUGGGCGGCGGCGGCGGCGGGGAAAGAUAGCUGUGCAGAUCUUAAAACCUGCAAUGACUGUGUUAAUAGCACUAUCCCAGGAUGCAAGUGGAUUCAGUGCAAAGGAUCAAACUUUUCUUGUGAAAAUGCAACAGGACUUAACUGUACUGCCAUUUCACAGUGUUUUUAUUCAUCUACUGCUGCUACCACAGCUGCUAAUUCUACCACAGCUAAUUCUACCACAGCUGCCACUGUUACCACAGCUAACAUCACCAAUACAACGUCACCUGCUGCUUCAUCUACUGCUUCAAGUACUCCAGUUCUCUCAACAAUCAGUACACCAGGUACAACACAUGCUACUGAGAGUCCCCCUAAACCAGCUCCUCACAAGUCUACAUUUGAUGCUGCCAGUUUCAUUGGUGGGAUUGUCCUUGUCCUGGGUCUGCAGGCUGUAAUCUUCUUCCUGUAUAAAUUCUGCAAGUCCAAAGAUCGAAACUAUCAUACUCUCUAGAACCUGUCAUUUUACAAUGGACUAGUAGCCCAACACCUGUAGUUCACUGAACCAAAAUAUAUUCUCUGUCCUGUAUGGAACACCACAGUUCAGAAUAUCCUUUAAAUCUCCAAAAGAAGACUUUUUGAAAGGAUAAUAUUUUUGUAACACUAUACUUGGCAAGAGGUGGUAUGAAUCACCUCUGGCUCAACAGAGGUACUCAAUAUGCUGCAUGAGUCCUUGUGAUUCUUAUUUUUCUUUAGUGGCUGCAGCUGUGGGACUUUUUUUUUUUUUAACUUGACAUGCCAAAUGUAGACUUACAAUGAUUCUUGUAUUCAGUGGUAACACUGUCUUGAGUAGACAAUCUCCUGAUGAUGAUUGUGGAAGCUGAUUUAAUCAACCAUAAGUGCAGUAUCCCUAUAAUUUUAUCAAUGACUGACUUCUGGGAGUGAAAUAUCAUUUGUGCUAGCUUGUGGCUCUCGUAGUGUACUGCGAGGAAGGUUAACAAAGGAUUGUAGAAAUAGAAACUGUCUUCAUAAACUAUCCUUUUGGAUGAAAAUAAUGCCAAACCCAUAUUUUUCUACAUGAGAAUUAAAGAUGCCAACCAGGAAUUGUAUUGCACAUUUUAAUUUCUUAAAUUUGGCCUUUUCAGUUGUUAUAACUGGAAGGGUGGUGAGAAUAUUUCCCCUCCAUGUAAGAGGAAAUAAAGUCCAGUGCCUUAAAGAAUAAAAGAUAGGUUGCAAAUUCAAA
Messenger RNA from Terrapene triunguis (Three-toed box turtle), 1347 nucleotides. It is a transcript of the gene CD164, whose product is annotated as CD164 molecule. Lineage: Eukaryota; Metazoa; Chordata; Testudines; Emydidae. The transcript has 6 exons. Gene Ontology annotation, cellular component: cytoplasmic vesicle. The record is from RefSeq and is a predicted model, not a curated record. The coding region runs from base 79 to 618 and encodes 179 amino acids.